AUCGUGUUUACAACUAUAUAUAGAUGUUAAUUUGUGGUAAUAUAUUAUUAGUGAUGAGAAUCAUAUAGCUGAUUUCAAUUUAUUGGAAUCGAGAUGUAGUUAUUGUUAUUGUUGUAUAUCAUUAAUUCUUCUUCUUCUUCUCCAUUUAUGUCUGAAAAUCCUGGCGAUCUGUCGGAAUUUACGAUCAGAUUCUGCUGACAUCACCGUAACAUGUUGUGAUUAAAUGAGAGCUGAUACAUAUGGAGAAAUGGAACGUACAAUGUUUCAAAAAUCAGAUAGUGAUUGCAAGAGGGAAGGAAAACAAAUAGAAGUUAGGCCUCAAAUCAUGGGUGAAAAUUUAAGAGCAGCAAAUCAAUUUGAACUGAUGGCCCCUUCAAUUGCAUUUAAAUCAUAUCCCUAUACAGAAGUACCACAAUAUUCUUGUGGCAAUGUGACUAUUGCUUGUGGUGAACCUAUGGUAAAUCAAAAUAUAGAAAGAUCAUCAUCAUCAAUGCAUCAUAAUGGGAGAAUGAUAUUGCCAAUUGAAGUGAAGGAAGAACCAAUGUAUGUAAAUGCCAAACAGUACCAUGGUAUUCUAAGGAGAAGACAACUUCGUGCUAAGGCUGUGUUGCAGCAAAAAGUUGUCAAAUCAAGAAAGCCUUAUCUUCACGAAUCGCGCCACCGACACGCGAUGAGAAGAGCUAGAGAUGGUGGAGGUAGAUUUCUCAACACAAAGAAGAACAACCAACAUCCUACUAACAACAACAACAACAAUGCAACUGCAAGUAGUGAAGGCAAAGGUGGUUCAUUGGUGUCUGAUUCUUCUGCAAAUUACCUACUCAAUUAUGAACAAGAUAUUGGAUCAUCCAAUAAUGGUGAGGGAUUUCAGUUCCAAGGAAUACAUGGUACUACUAAAGAAAAUCUGCAAUUGGGUUGUCAUUAUCAGUGGAACCUCAAUGACAACAACCACUGCAAUUGCAUGCACUCUGCACACUUUUGAAGCGAGUCGCUCUGUGAGACGUCUAGUAGUCCUGUGCGACUUGUGGUUCGUUCGAGUUAUGUAAAUAUCCAAUAUCCCUGAAGUUUGUAACUUUAUCUGUAAUAAACCAUACUUGUAGUAUAUGUUACAGGUAUUCAGUGAGGCAUGUAUGUUA
Molecule: messenger RNA, 1133 nt
Organism: Capsicum annuum
Lineage: Eukaryota; Viridiplantae; Streptophyta; Magnoliopsida; Solanales; Solanaceae
Product: nuclear transcription factor Y subunit A-7
Exons: 6
Coding region: 224-979 (251 amino acids)
Biological process (GO): regulation of transcription by RNA polymerase II
Molecular function (GO): RNA polymerase II cis-regulatory region sequence-specific DNA binding; DNA-binding transcription factor activity, RNA polymerase II-specific
Source: RefSeq, a predicted model, not a curated record